CACAAACGGGGGGAGGAAUAAGUUCUACAGCAGUUAAUUGUUGAACAAGCGUGUUACACAGCGGUUGAUUGUUGUACAAGCGAGUGAUACAGCUGUUGGCCUUUAGGAUCCUUCGUUCAGAGGAAACAAUACGUAUUGUUAAGCGGCUAGCGUUCUUUGGCUAGAUACACACGAGCAUUCACUCAUCGCUGCAAAGGUAAAUAUUGACCAAUACGAAGCCAUUAUACGAUGGAUGAGACGACUAAGCGCGAGGAGCCCUUGCCUGUGCAAUCCAAGCACUCCACGCCCCAGUCGCAGCUGUCGCCGUGGUGUACUUCGCUCUUUGGUGAUGUGUUUGGGGUGACGCUCAACGUCGAUGACACCUCAAAGCGGUUCUUGGAAUCUACGUUUACAGAGCUCGUUGAAGAAGGGUUGGACCCUCAGUUCGAAGAGUCUCAUGCAGAUAGGAUCAUCAUAGAGUACUUGACUGAGGUUGGAAACACGAACCCUUUCAAAUGGCUCAGAGAUUGCUGGGUCAAAGUGCAGCAGUACAAGAGAACGCUAAAGGCGAAGGACCCGUUGAGGGAUGAAAAGUUACAGGUGCUGGAGGAGAUUGACAGGCUGACUUCAAACUAUGGAUUGGUUGCAUUUCAGAUUGAGGAUAUGUUCAUCAACGGUAACAUUGAUACUUACCUAAAGGAUGUGAUUGCCAAUGACUCUUUAUACUCUGACUUCAUCAUUCAAAUAUUAUACCAUGCACAUGAAGAGGGAACAUUGUUGGAGUUCCUAAACGUGUUUGUUGUGGAGCUCGCCAAAGAGGUAUCUAAGAUUGAUUUUAGAGAUUCGCACUACCAGUUGGUGUUGAAUGUUUUCCAAUUGAUCCUGAGUCAAAAGCCAGUGGCCGCUGUAUUCACACAGAUUGACAACUUUCACGCAAAGGAAGAAGUUAAGCCCCAUCGCAUAGAGACAACUACUCUUUUAGGCCCUUUGUUCAGAUUGUCACCCUUACAAAGUACCGUAUCCAUUGCAUUGUUCGAUGAGAAUACCAACAGUUCUAGCAGAAAGGUCAAAAGCGUUGGAGAAUCUCUCCAGGCAGAACACAAGGUUCUAUUGGAGAGACUUUUCUUCAUCACUGAUAAGAUUAUCAGAGGUUCAGAACAGUCGAGAAAUGAUCUACUCAAAUACUUUGCAACAAUAGUUAAUAAGAACCAUUUGAGACGUGGAGACCACGCAGAUUUCAGCAAAUUGGCGUCCAACGCUUUUAUGACAAACAUAUCCAUGGUGCUCAUAAGAUUAUCACUUCCAUUCUUAGACUCAUCCUUGACUAAAUUGGACAAAAUUGAUCCAAAUUAUUUCCAAAACACUCAUUGUUUAAUCGACAUUUCUGAGGAAACCAGAGCUAAUGCAACAAAUGCAGAGGCAAACGAGUAUUUCGAGGCACAUAAGAUAGAUAAGAAACCAAAUUUUAUCUCUGAUUGUUUUUACUUGACGCUGACAUACCUACAAUACGGUCUUGGUGGCUUAUACAUUUCUGAGUCAAAAUUGGACAAGCUGAUAAAACAUUUGAAAUCUACAGUCGAAAAUUUGAACAGACCAAUUUCAGAUCCAAGCAACAGGCUACAAAUGAUUCAACGGAUGCAGUUACCUGCUCUUCAAAAGAAGUUGGAACAGGCCAAAUCUGAAAAGAAUGCCCUUACUUCUUUCUUCAUACACAGAAAUCUCCAACUGGAGAUCUUUGAUUUCAUUGCUGGGUCAAGUGCGUUCUUGGUUAGAACAGUGGAACCUACUCAUCUAUACCCAAAGACCAAAUUGAGAUUGCCAUUCGUCCCCGAUGUUAUAGGUGUUGAAAAUGUGGACAACUCAGAACACUUCCGUGAACAGGCACCAGUGCCAUACAAAUACUUCCCAGAGUUUUGUGUUGAAGGUGUGAUCAACUUUGUCUUAUCAAGCUGUAAGUUUGUUGCCAAUCCUAUGAUACGCAAUUCAAGAUUGCCAAGUCUUAUGGAGUUCAUGCUUGUGUUCUUACGUUGUCCUGAACUUAUUGGGAAUCCACAUUUAAAGGGGAGAUUAGUGGAAGUGUUGAGUAUUGGUACAUAUCCCAUGACAGAUGGAACACCAGGUUUCAUGCAAGACAUCAUUGACACUGAUCCAUUGUUGACAGAUAACUUGCUUUAUGCAUUGUUGGACUUCUAUGUCGUUGUUGAAAAGACUGGCAGUUCCAGUCAAUUCUACGAUAAAUUCAACUCUAGAUUUCAUAUCUCCUGCAUCUUGGAACAGAUUUGGAAGAAUAGUGUUUACAAGAGACAGCUGAUUCAUCAAAGUGAACACAAUGAAGAGUUCUUCAUCAGAUUCGUGGCUAGAAUGCUUAACGACUUGACCUUUUUGCUUGACGAGUCUCUUCGUCAAUUGCAGGAUGUUCACGCUGUACAGAAUGAAUUGGAGCUUCGUAAACAAGGUGGAUCGAACAUGGAUGGAACCAAUGAGGACCUCGAGUCUCGUUUAUCCUCCGCUGAGAACCAAGCGCGUGCAGACAUUCAACUAGCCAACAGAACGCUUGAUCUCUUUGACAUGUUCACAGGUGAGGUACCAAAAGCAUUUAUCAAACCAGAGAUUGUGGGUCGUUUGGCUAGUAUGCUGGAUUAUAACUUGGAGGCACUUGUAGGACCAAAGUGUACAGAGCUUAAGGUGAGAGAACCAGAGAAGUACAAAUUCAAUCCAAAGGAUCUUUUGUUGAAGAUUUGCAAAGUUUUCGUGAAUUUGAGCUCUGAGAGUGACUUCACCAAGGCAGUGGCUAACGAUUCAAGAUCGUUCAAAAGGGCGCUGUUCAAUCGUGCUGAGGAUAUUAUCAGAAGAUGGGGACUUUCCAAUGAAGAUUUCAUAAAGUGCCUUGUCACAUUUGCUGACAAAGCGGAAGAGACUAGAAUUGCUGAUGAGGCGGAGGAACAGGACCUCGGUGAGAUCCCAGAUGAGUAUUUGGACCCAUUGAUGUACACUUUAAUGGAGGAUCCUGUCAUUUUACCAGGUUCCAAAGUCAACAUUGACAGGGCAACUAUUCGGUCCCAUCUACUAAGUGAUUCUACUGAUCCAUUCAACAGAAUGCCGUUGAAAUAUGAGGAUGUUAUUCCCAACGAUGACCUCAAACAAGAGAUUUUAGACUGGAAGAGAGGAAAGAAAGCCAACAAGUCCACAGAUGUUAACAUGACAGAUGCAUAAAUCAAAUACUUCAAUUACAGGAUAUUUUCAAAAAGUACAAAACCCCUAUCAUUCCUUUGUAUUAAACAGUAGUACAUAUCUCAGUCAAUUUAAGCCUUGAUAGCGUACUUUCUUUGUGGGAAAGCAAGUUGCUUCUUCUUUUGCUUCUCAGUGACUUGGGAAGCCUCGAACUUGGUGAGCUUUCUUCUCAAAGCUCUGGUCUUCUUAGCUCUAAGGUCCUUUGGUUGGUACUUCUUACCAGCGUAGAAAGCUCUGACAGCCUCUCUUUGGUUCAAGUUGAUGACAGUCAAGACACGGGCAAUGUCCUUUCUAACAGUACCAAUCUUUGGCAAAGAUGGUCUGGUGAGCUUUUGAACCUUCAAGUUGGCAAGCUCUUGCUUCAAGGAGACAAGUUGCUCCUCCAAUUGUUCCUUGGACUUGGUACGCAAUUCGUAAGCUCUCAAACCGGCCUGUAAGUG
Molecule: messenger RNA, 3650 nt
Organism: Williopsis jadinii
Lineage: Eukaryota; Fungi; Ascomycota; Saccharomycetes; Phaffomycetales; Wickerhamomycetaceae
Gene: UFD2
Product: ubiquitin-ubiquitin ligase UFD2
Exons: 1
Coding region: 229-3192 (987 amino acids)
Biological process (GO): protein polyubiquitination
Cellular component (GO): cytoplasm; ubiquitin ligase complex; nucleus
Molecular function (GO): ubiquitin-ubiquitin ligase activity
Source: RefSeq, a predicted model, not a curated record